Molecule: messenger RNA, 1349 nt
Organism: Pyrus x bretschneideri (Chinese white pear)
Lineage: Eukaryota; Viridiplantae; Streptophyta; Magnoliopsida; Rosales; Rosaceae
Product: loganic acid O-methyltransferase
Exons: 3
Coding region: 91-1161 (356 amino acids)
Biological process (GO): methylation
Molecular function (GO): S-adenosylmethionine-dependent methyltransferase activity
Source: RefSeq, a predicted model, not a curated record
UGCCUCUGAAAUCCCGGAGACGCCUUGCUCCCACACACCAUCCACAACCCUCAGAUAAACAGAGAGAGAGGGAGAGAGAUUGCAGCUGCAAUGGAGGAUUCCAGUAAUGUUUCCGAGGAAUAUCCAAUGAAAGGUGGAGAUGGCCCCAACAGCUACGCCAAAAACUCUACACAACAGAAAGUAGUUGUUGAUGCUACCAAAGAACUUCUACGCAAGGCUAUGAAAGAAAAGCUUGACCUGGAGCCAUUCAACACCUUCCAUAUUGCAGAUCUGGGUUGUUCGGUCGGGCCUAAUACAUUUUUUUCUGUUGAAAAUAUACUUGAAGCUGUGAUAUUUGAGUAUCAAAGCCGAGGGCCGAGUUCUGAAAUCCCCGAAUUUCAAGUUUUCUUCAAUGACCAUACCCUAAAUGAUUUUAACACACUCUUCAAAUCCCUCCCUCAGAACAGGAACUACCAUGCAGUGGGUGUGCCAGGUUCUUUCUAUGGUCGCUUAUUUCCCAAGGCUUCUGUUAACGUUUUUCACUCUUCAUUUGCCCUUCAUUGGCUUUCUCGAGUACCAAAAAAUGUAAUGGCCAAAAGCAGUCGUGCUUGGAAUAAAGGACGAAUCCACUACUCAAAUAACCAAGACGAAGUAUUCAAGGCAUAUCAAGCUCAAUAUGCUGAGGACAUGGAGUGUUUCCUCCGUGCAAGAGCACUAGAGACUGUGCAUCGAGGAUUGAUUGUGCUUAACCUUUUAGGACUCCCUCGUCCCUUUGUUGAAAUGGUGGCUUUUGACAUUUUAGGAUCUUGCUUCCUGGAGAUGGCUGGGAAGGGGGUAAUUAGUGAAGAAACAGUAGAUUCAUUUAACAUCCCUUGCUACUUCGUGUCUCCCCAAGAACUGGAAGUCAUUGUGGAACGAAAUGGAUGCUUUAGUAUAGAGAGGUUGGAAACCUUACCUCAGCAUGUCGUGAAACAUGGCGCUCUCAGUGCUUCUGCUAUAGCUAAAGUUGCUGCAUCUACCCUGAGAGCUGCCAUAGAGGGACUGAUCAAGCAACAUUUUGGAGAAGAAAUCUUAGAUGAUCUCUUCAGCUUGUAUCAGCAGAAAAUCGAAGAGCAAAUCUCAAUAUAUGAGUCAAAGACGCCAUUUGUCCUUUUUGUUGUGCUUAAACGCAAGACAAAUUGAUUUGAACAUGCAUGGUUUAUUUGUUUGUAUUCCUGAAACUAUCUGUUUGUUAGUUAUGUAAUAUUGAAGAGUAGAUUUUAAGUGAGUUACCCUCUGUAUAACAAUAAAAGGAUACUAUUUACCUACAUUAGAGAGCGUAUCUGCAAAUGUUGAAAGAGCAUCACCAAAAAAUUAAUGUUUGAAUUGUC